Molecule: messenger RNA, 1275 nt
Organism: Helianthus annuus (common sunflower)
Lineage: Eukaryota; Viridiplantae; Streptophyta; Magnoliopsida; Asterales; Asteraceae
Product: myb-like protein A
Exons: 4
Coding region: 1-1275 (424 amino acids)
Biological process (GO): proteolysis
Molecular function (GO): aspartic-type endopeptidase activity; zinc ion binding; nucleic acid binding
Source: RefSeq, a predicted model, not a curated record
AUGUGGGUCACCCAUGAAACACCGAUAAAAACUAGCACUGUGUUUGAGUUUGUGUGUGAGAGAGAAAGAGAUGAGAAUGAUCAAUGGGAGAAAGAAAUGGAGUUAGGGUUUUUGAAGAAGAAAGGAAUGGGGGAUGAAGAAGGAAGAAAGAGAUGGAUUCUUGGGACUGGAGGGGCUAUGGGGCUACUUCGAUGGUUCGAGAAAGCUGAGUCAGUGUUCGCUAUGUGUAACUGUCCCGAGGGGGACCGGGUGAAGUAUGCUACAGGCACAUUGGAGGAUGACGCCUUAACCUGGUGGAAUGCCAAAGUGCAGAUAUUGGGCAUCGAGAUGAUUAUCCGUUUAGCACACAAGAUUACUGACCAGGAGGUCGAGCGUGGAUCGCUACCGCCUCGUAUUUCUGCUACUACCCCUGCUGCUACAGCUACCACACCUGCUAAUGAUAACAAGCGUAAAUGGAAUGAUGCUGACAAAGCAACCAGUGCAAGUCAAUCUCAGAAGAGGCCUGACAACAAUAAUAACCCUAGUUUCAGUCAGUCGUCCUCAGUUAACCAAGGCAAGGGUAGCAAUCAGAGUCAAGGCUCCUAUGUUGGUAGGAAGCCAAAAUGCAACAAGUGUGGGUAUCAUCAUCAUGGACCGUGUGUCCAAGCUUACCACCAGUGUGAUAAGUGUGGGGAUGAGGGUCAUAUUAAACGGGAUUGCCCUCAGCUAAAUCAAAAUGCCAACGAUAACAACAACCGUCAGAACAACAACAACAAUGCUGGGAACAACAACAAUGGCAACAAUGGGGGCAAUGGUGCUCGUGGAAGAGUGUUUACGAUUGGUGCUGGUGAUGCUAGGAACGACGGUAAUGUCGUGACUGGUACGUUUACUGUGAACAACCUCUUUGCUUCUGUGUUAUUUGACUCCGGUGCCGAUUUGAGUUAUGUGUCCCUAGAGUUCAGUCAACGAUUAGGGUUAACUCCCACACCUUUAGAAGCUAAGCAUGCAGUGGAAUUAGCUGACGGUAAGACAAUUGAAGCCUCACACGUCUUUGUGGGAUGUAGACUAGACCUUGUGAGUCAAGUGUUUGAUAUUGAUCUCCUUCCUGUUACUCUCGGUAGUUUUGAUGUAGUGGUUGGUAUGGAUUGGUUGUCAAAGCAUCAAGCUGAGAUUCUAUGUAAAGAGAAAAUCGUACGUAUUCCGCUCCCCAGUGGAGAAUUUCUAUCGGUCCAGGGGCAUCCCAGUGGUGCGAUGUUGGGUAUCAUCUUGGCUAUGCAAGCGCAUAAGUGUCUAUGA